AUGAUUUCCAAGAUCGUCAUAGCCCUGCAUGUCGUCUUGACACUAGUCGUACUCGCAUUAACCGUCAAGACUCUGCAGAAUGAAGCGAACGAGAAGAAGGGAAUAGUGCAGAUUCUGCGCUUCGUUCAGGUUCCUGACUUGGUCGGGUCCAUCGCCACAGCGGUGCAAAGUGCCGCAGCCGGCGUGGUCACUGCCGCGGUCGCAUCGGGCGAGUCCUUGGUCGCCGGCAGUCUACCGUCUAGCAUAUCAGUGGGCACCAAAUACGCGUGCGUGGCUUCAGAAUGCGCCGCGAUUCCUGGUCACGCCUUUCGCCUGAUUCAAGACCUGGCCCCGUCCCUCCCUUCGUCCGAGGAGAUCGAACAGCUGCAGAAGCUGGUAGAUAAAUGCCCCAACCUGGAGACUGUUUUGUUCGCCGGGCUCGGCCUGGUUUUGGUGUCGACCACACUGCUGCUUGCUGGUCUCAAGUUCAGGUUGCUUCGCUUCGUAUCGCUGGGGCUGGACGUUGUCGCCGUCGUCCUCUUCGCGGUAGUGACGGCCUAUACAGUCUCUCUCUACAAGACAUCUCAGGCUGUGGCAGGCCUGCUUGGAGUCGAAGCGAGCAAGGGAGACGUUUUUGGAGCAUCUAUCGCAGACUUGACACUGUGUCUGAUUAUUACUGCGCUCGCUCUGGCGCAGACCGUACUGUAG
Colletotrichum acutatum is the source of this 687-nucleotide messenger RNA. RefSeq lists its product as uncharacterized. The record is from RefSeq and is a predicted model, not a curated record. The transcript is spliced from 2 exons. Bases 1 to 687 code for a protein of 228 amino acids. Lineage: Eukaryota; Fungi; Ascomycota; Sordariomycetes; Glomerellales; Glomerellaceae.